UCUCGCGCUCCCGACUUCUGCUUUCUUCUUUUGUUUCCAUUCUUCUCCAUCUCCAUCUUCUCCUGUGUCUUUUCCUUUUGUAUUACCGAAAAAAAAUACACACACCAAUAAUUCACAAUGCCUUCUCCUUCUAGCUUGUUGACGCUGGCCGUCGCCAUCACCUCUGCCAGUGCCUCUUUCUCCGGCUUCAACUAUGGCAGCACCUUCACCACUGGUGCCCCCAAGCAACAGGGCGAUUUCGAGGCCGAGUUCAAGGCUGCUGCCAACCUGAAGGGUACCGAUGGUAUCUUCCGCAGUGCCCGUCUCUACACCAUGGUCCAAGCCGGCACUGCCGACCAGCCUAUCUCCGCCAUCCAGGCCGCCAUCAACACCAAGACCACCCUUCUCCUUGGUCUCUGGGCCUCUGGCAACGGCUUCCAGAACGAAAUCAACGCCCUGAAGAAGACCAUUGAUCAGUACUGCAGCAAGCUCGACGGCCUCGUUGCUGGUAUCUCCAUUGGUAGCGAGGAUCUCUACCGCGACUCUGACCUCGGCAAGAAGAACUCCAACGGCCUUCCCGGUGCCAAUGCCCAGACCCUCGUCAACUACAUCAAGCAGGUCCGUGACACCGUUAAGGGCUCUUGCUUGAAGGAUGCCCCCAUUGGCCACGUCGACACCUGGUCCGCCUACGUCGACGGCGCCAACAAGCCCGUCAUUGAUGCCCUUGACUGGCUCGGCAUGGACACUUACCCCUACUUCGAGGAUGACAAGGACAACCAGAUUGCCAACGGCCGCGACCUCUACCUCGCUGCUCUUCAGAAGAUCCAGAACGCCGGCCCCGGUAAGCCCAUCUGGGUCACUGAGACCGGCUGGCCCGUCUCUGGUAAGAAGUCUGGUGGUGCUGUCCCCAGCAAGGAGAACGCCCAGGACUACUGGCAAAAGGUUGGCUGCCCCAUGUUCGGCAAGACCAACGUCUGGUGGUACACCAUGCAGGACGCCGAGCCCCAGACCCCCAACCCCAGCUUCGGUGUCAUUGGCAGCGAUCUGAACUCUGAGCCUCUCUUUGACCUCUCUUGCAAGGGCCACGAGAACCCCCCUGCCCCUGCCAGCAGCAGCGCUCCCGCCUCUGCCUCCAAGUCCUCUGCUCCCGCUUCUCAGUCUUCCAGCGCUCCCGCCAGCAACCAGUCUAGCUCCAAGCCUACCACCACUGAGGCCAGCAAGGGCCCUGCCACCUCCCAGCCUACCACCAUGGCCACCACCAACGGUAACGGCAACGGCUCCAACACCCAGGGCCAGUCUAAGCCUACCCAGUCCGCCAACAACGGUGGUAGCUCCGACAACAACAACAAGCCUUCUCAGACCACCAGCGCCGCUGGCUCCAAGCCUUCUGUUGGUGCUGCUGGCAACCUCAACGCCUUCGGUGCCGCUGGUGCUGCCGUUGUCUUGGCCGCCCUUGCUCUGUAAAGUCAAAGCUUGACGCUUCGUCUUGACUAGAAGUCGCCAACGGCCUCGCAACGGCCUGGUGACUGCAACUCCCAAUGUACAUUGACUUUACUCUGCCUCGUACUGGCAGCUGAGCAACGAAUGCUCGCUAGAAUUAUUACCUUGACAUGCAUCGUCGGGAGAUCGGGCAUCUCCCACGCAGAUUAUACGCGAUAAUGAGUUGGGUUCAAACAAACCCAAUGGAAUUUCUUUAGACACAUAGACCAGAUAGAUUUUGUUUUCAUCUAUGAUUUUUUGGAAUAAAAUCAACUGCUUUUUGUU
This is a messenger RNA of [Torrubiella] hemipterigena, 1743 nucleotides long. The record is from the annotation of a GenBank genome assembly. NCBI's taxonomy places the organism in Eukaryota, Fungi, Ascomycota, Sordariomycetes, Hypocreales, Clavicipitaceae.